Messenger RNA from Triplophysa dalaica, 4613 nucleotides. RefSeq names its product vascular endothelial growth factor Ba (gene vegfba). The transcript has 8 exons. NCBI's taxonomy places the organism in Eukaryota, Metazoa, Chordata, Actinopteri, Cypriniformes, Nemacheilidae. Gene Ontology annotation, cellular component: membrane. The record is from RefSeq and is a predicted model, not a curated record. Gene Ontology annotation, biological process: positive regulation of angiogenesis; positive regulation of protein phosphorylation; response to hypoxia. Gene Ontology annotation, molecular function: chemoattractant activity; heparin binding; vascular endothelial growth factor receptor binding. The coding region runs from base 937 to 1680 and encodes 247 amino acids.
AUUGUUUUCCUCAGGAUGCACGAGCAUUACACCUGUGCUGGUUUGCGCGCGUGCAAAGUCUGCGCGUCGCGGAAAAAAAAGAAAAGUUCCACGGUGACGCGCACCGAGAGUUGCGGCGCGUGUGCGUCUCUCUACUUGUGUCCUGAAGGGCAAAUAAGAGAACCGACCUUAUUAAGGGAGCACUUACCUCAUUCCCGUUUCAUAUAAAUAUUCUAGUGUGCAUAUUACAGUUACGUCAUAGCUCAUGCGUGUGUCGUGCGUAAUAGAAAUAUAAGGGUCUUGUGUUUGUCAACGCAAACGUCAUCGUGGGGUUUUGGUGGGCAUGAUUUCACUGGUGACCUACAGUAUCACGGGAUGCGCCGCACAAAGCGAGUCUAACAUGCCAGACGGGAGAGACAGGGACCAUCAGGACGCACGCAACAUCGUUUAUUGAGGAUAUAUAUAUGAGAAUAUAACCGGAUAUGUUUUAUCUGGAUCAUAAGGACGUAUUGUAACUGGAUUCCUGGAAUUUUAAUGGAAACGAGCCGGUGUAAAUAAAAUGCGAAACAUCCCGGCGCACGCAAACUAUUCUGUACAUGAACAGAUUUAUUAGGAUUUAUUUUAAACACUCACAAUGAAUGCGACCUUAUUUGAGACGGGAUAUCGUGCACGAGGCUGAUCUUAAUACUUAAUGAGCCUGUUGUUCGUCUUCGUUUGCCUCUAAAACUUCAUUUAUUUAAUUUGGUCCUGGGUUUUGAACGUUCUCGUGAACCAUGACACGGACGACGAUUGCGCUGUUUUUUGAGAACCUGCUCAGUAAAUUGUCGCUGUUUGCGUGUCUGGAUUCGGCAGAUGUGAAACUUGGGAAUAAUCAUUCAUAGAGAAAUAGCGACUGGACGUUGGACCGGUUAUAUCAUUUUCGCAACUAUUUCUGACUUUUCGUGGUGAACUCAAACAAUGGGGAUCAACCUGCGAGUUAUUCUGGGAAUGUUUCAGUUCGUCUCACUUGCUAGAAUACCUACACACUGUGCCAAGACCCCGUCAGACCACUGGAAGCCGACAGAAGACCACAGAUCUGGCGAAGUGGUGAGGUGGUUGGAUGUCUAUCAGAAAAGCGCCUGUCAUCCCAGAGAGACGCUGGUGGAGGUUUGGCAGGAGUUUCCGUGGGAGACGCAUCACCUUUUCUUGCCGUCGUGUGUAACAUUGCGCCGCUGUGGAGGCUGUUGCUCCGAUGAAGCGCUGGAGUGUGUGCCGUCAAAGACACACACACUCGUUAUGGAGCUCAUGAGGACCUCGUAUAUGAAGCAUGAACUGGUGGAGCUGCCCUUUACAGAACACAACCAGUGUGAAUGCAGGCUUAAAGAACAUUUUUAUGCAGCACCAACCAGGCAAGGCCCACAGACCACUAGACGUGGCAGAAAGCAUCAAAAAGGAAAACCAAAGCGAAAGAAACACAUGGAAAUUAUGCUGACGACACCUGUGCCAACUACACCCCCUCCUCCUCCUCCGCCCCCCACCCUUCCGCCUAGCUCCGCCCCUCCACCACCUGGAAGAGAGGCGUGUCCGCCGUGCCCCUCACGCAGGAUGACAUCACAUCCUCCUACAUGCGAGUGCAGUUGCAGCUUGAGGGAGGUGAGCUGCAAAAAGAGAGGAAAGACACUGAACCUUCACAGCUGCCGAUGUGAGACCCAAAGUGAAUAAUGAAAUCAAACCUCCCUCAUAAUCCAUCUUUUAAACAUUGCACAGCUUUGAGGAGGUCAAAAGUUCGCUUAUUCUUUUAUCACCGAGUCUAAAGUUUGGGUCUUGCCCAGAAUAAGGGUUUGCGUUCCGGAAUGUACCACAAACCCUCCCCCGUGCGCUCCCCCGGGUCCAACACACAAUUGCGGCAGUAUUUGAUGCGUAUACACAACUCCCAGUACAUCCAUAUCUGUUCUGAGGGAUCGUUUUUUUUCCACAACAGCCAAUACAAAUGUUUUAUUCUGCUACAUUUUGAUGAUACUUCAAAACCCAUUGAGACUGUGUGAUGGGCUGAUGAUCGCUGUGCGUGCACAGUGGGUGAAGCUUAUCGCCGGAUAAGAGGGAUGUUUAGCACUGAGGAGGUGGACUUUGGGGUUUCUUGUGAGCUUUAUCCAAAACCUUUCAGCUUCGAGAUGGACCAUCCUCGAACUGGGAAUUGUGGAUUUUUUUCAGCCUCCUGGGAUGGACCUAGACUGAGAAUGAAUGGACGCAGGCACGGACGGCCAGCUAGUGUGAUGCUAAUAGGGAUGAGCACUCUGAGAACCUCCAAAGAAAAACGGACGUUUCUAACCCAACUACUUAAUGUGGAGAGUUUUUGAGAGGAUGGAUGUUGACAAACCUUUAACGUUAAGAGAUCUCAAGUGUCUCGCCACACAAACCGAGUGUCUCAUCAUUAAAACGUUCCUGAAGUCUCAUCCGACUGGACGGAUGGGCGAUAAAACGGAUGGACGGGUGUCUGUGUGGUCUCCGUAGUGAAUAAUGAGGAUUUGUGCGUCUAUCCUAAUUUAUUCCUGGCCACUAUAAGUCCAUAAUGUGGCUUCACAGACUGUAUCAAUGAGUCUUUUUGUGUUUGUUUGAUUUGCUUUUUGUUCAGCUCCUUCCUUUCGGGAUUUGAAAGCUUUUCCCACUGACUGCCAGUGAGCGGAAUGCCAAUCGUAUAGAAAUCUGGCGAUAUUCCAUUGAUGCUCACACACACAUUUUUCUCUCUCUCUCUCUCUCUCUCUCUCUCUCCCACACCCUCAGUCACACCCUUUCUCUUUAUCCCCUUCACUUUAUUUGUCUUUUUUCCACCCUGCCUUUCUCUCUCUCCACACACACACACACACGCGCGCAAACACACACACACACCCGCAAACACACACACAAAGGCAAACAGGUAAAUAUAAGCUUUUCUGUGUCGAUACUGAAAGAAGAAUUUAUUUUAUCUAUUUCAUUCAAUUGUUUUGUAAAGAAUACUAAUGUUAUCGUAGUCCACUUAAAGAAUGUUUCUUUGCUUAUCUCUGCUAAUCUCACCUAUAAAAUAAGGCUGGGUAGAAAAGGGAAAUACUCAUUCUGCGUGCGUUAUGGUGGUCGUAACCAUCUGACGGUUUUGGGAGUAUGACAUAUUUAUUUUUUUAUAUGGAAUUGCAUUUUAUAUUAUGCUUUGCGAUGUUUCUUUGUCGUCUUUCAGAAGCAUUAUUCUGCUAUAGCUGCGAUCAUUUGAGAUACAUUAGUAUUUCGGCUGGAUUUCUUCAGAUUCGUACAGCUAGGAUGUAGCUUUCAGUCAACAUUGAGGAUGGUGAGGUUCAAUGGACCAGCUGGAGCCUACAAAGGUGAAUGAAUUGCUUUGAAUUUAACCAAACACACUUUCCACCUUAUGUGUAGCAUUAUUGACUGAAAUAUGAGGAUAUACACACUUUAAGUGACUAUAAGAGAUUUUUAGACUAUGUGUUGAAUACUUUCAUGCAAUAAUGAAUAAUGUAAACUAUCAAGAUCACUAGCACUAGGAAUUUCAUCUGGUUUGUUAGUCAACAAGUAACAGAUUUGGCAAUGUGACAUAUUGUUGAAUGAAACCGGAAAUUAUUUUAUUCAUUAGGAUUGGAUGGUGAAAAGCAGAUGUUUCAUAUCAGAGCAGAGCUACAUUUGCGUUUCCCGUAGUCAGAUUCAAGGUUAAAGAGAUCAUUUACUCAUCCUCAUGUCAUUUCAAACCUGCAGAUCACAAUGGAAGACAUUUUUAAGAACAUUGGUAACUUUGGACUUAACAUGUGUGGACACAAAAGCACUGAGACAUUUCUCAAAAUAUCUUCUCCAUAUACAGAUUUUGAAGGACUUGAGGGUGAAUAAAUAAUGACAAAAAUGUUAUUUUUGAGUAAACAGCUAGAAGAGGUGAUUUCAUCAGAAAAGAGAAGUUGUUUGACGGUAGAGUUGUUUCCAUUUGAUGAAAGAUCAGGAAAUGUGUGUUCAGAAAGCUAAUAGGGUCAAUUUAAUUUCAUUGUGAUGUCAAAGUUUUAGUUUUUUUUGUAGUUUGGUCAAUGUUCAGUGUCCUUAUAUAUGAUGACAGGCUUUUAUCGCUGCUGUAAAAUGUUCUGUGUGAAAUAUCCUGCGCUAUAAACGUAGCAUUCUCUCAACAGUAACAUGUAUCAACUACCUCUGUGUCGGUGUACAGUUCAUGUAAUGAAAACUAUCACGGAAAAUAUACACAAAACCCAUAUGAUAUGAAUGUACCUGCAAAACGUCAGUGUUUCCGGCCUCUUCUCUGUAAAACCAUUCCUGAAUCCUGUCGCGUUGUUUGGAUAAUUUGUGUGUUCUUAUGUAUCUGUCAUAUGUAUCCAGAUAUAACAACAGAGUUCAUCAGAAACCAAUAUAUACCACAGUCUAUACACAAUAUUAUAAGCUUUGAGUGUUUGAACAUUAUUAAUGGUUAUUGCUGCUAUACCAUCUGUGCCCAAUUCUCCCACUUGUGAACGUGUGUAAAAUAUUUGUUACAGAGAGACAUAACCAUUCCUGCUUUAUGUCUUCAGUGUGUGUAAAUGCAAACCUAGAUCUGAUCACACCCAUAUAGUAUAAAAACACAACAGCCAUAAAGCAAUGUGCUAUAUAUUAAUAUAAAUAAAGUGAAAUGAGUUAUUUUUGAGAAA